UAUAAAAAGUCGUGAGUUCCAAGGACCAACAGAAUUUGCCAGCUAAGCAACUACGACAUCAUGGUUGAGUAUCCCACCCGCAAAAUUGGCGUCGAUGAUGUCUCUGCCAUUGGUUUUGGUGCCAUGGUACUCUCAGCGUUUUAUGGUCAGACUGAUCCAGAUGAAGAGUGCCUCAAGGUGUUGGAUAAAGCGUAUGAGCUUGGCUGCACCUUCUGGGACACUGCUAGUGUCUAUGGGGACAAUGAAGAGCUCAUUGGCAAAUGGUUCAAGCUGAAUCCCGAAAAGCGGAGCAAAAUAUUUCUUGCCACAAAAUUUGGUAUUAAAUCUGUUGGGGUGGUCGACGGAUCCCCCCGAAAUGUCUACGAGUCGUUCGCAAAAUCGCAGAGGUUGCUUGGCGUUGACAGGGUCGAGCUUUUCUACUUACAUAGACCUGAUCCCCAAACACCAAUUGAAGAAACGGUCGGCGCCAUGGCAGAGCUUGUCAAGCAGGGGAAGGUGAAGUAUCUCGGAUUGUCGGAAUGCAGUGCGGAUACCAUGCGCCGCGCUCAGAAAGUGCACCCUAUUGCUGCUGCCCAAGUGGAAUAUUCGCCCUUCACGCUUGACAUCGAGGACCCGAAGUUUAAUAUCCUAAGCACGGCCCGUGAGCUUGGAAUCAAGAUCAUUGCCUAUUCACCUCUUGGGCGUGGUUUGAUCACGGGACGGUAUAAAUCUCCGGAUGACUUCGAAUCUAAAGAUUUCAGGCGGACAAUUCCGAGAUACUCGAAGGAGAACUUCCCUAACAUCCUGAAGCUAGCAGAUGACGUGAAAAGAGUAGGCGAGCGGUACAAUGCAACUGCUGGGCAAGUGGCUUUGGCGUGGCUUCUGGCUCAAGGCGACGAUGUCAUCCCCAUUCCUGGUACAAAGAAGAUCAAGUAUCUCGAGGAGAACCUCGGGGCUAUCAAUGUGUCGUUGAGUCCUGAAUCAGUCCAGGAAGUGCGUAUGAUUGCAGAGAAGGCGGAUGGGGUGAUUGGGGACCGCUAUGCUCCAGCAUCUAUGAAGGGGCUGUAUGCAGAGACCCCACUUCCAAAGAGCGCCUAGACUCCACCGUGAACUUGAAUAAUGAUCGAUAGCAAUGUACAUACCUGAUAUGAUGUGACUGUCGAACGAUGCUAAAUCAUAACCUUGCGCAUGAUUGGGCUUACACGCACCAGUUGGAACACCUGCC
This is a messenger RNA of Suillus paluster, 1204 nucleotides long. RefSeq names its product Aldo keto reductase. The transcript is spliced from 9 exons. The record is from RefSeq and is a predicted model, not a curated record. The coding region runs from base 61 to 1077 and encodes 338 amino acids. NCBI's taxonomy places the organism in Eukaryota, Fungi, Basidiomycota, Agaricomycetes, Boletales, Suillaceae. Gene Ontology annotation, cellular component: cytoplasm.